GGCACCUCCCCCUCUGGCCCCUUCCCAUCGGGCUCCUCCCCCAGGCGAGUUCUGAUUGACACCGGGGAGCGCGGCGUGCCAGAGUACAUCAGCUCUCUGCGGGGAGCGCUGCGGCAGGCCGACGCCACCAUCCAGGAGGUGCUGCUCACCCACUGGCACCACGACCACGUGGGGGGCGUGGCUGACGUCCACCGUGACAUCACAGGUGUCGACGUGCCUGUGAGCAAACUGCGGCGCACUGAGGGGAGGUCAGAGGAGGAGGAGCGGGGGAAGGGCUACACCUACCUCUCUGACGGAGACGUCAUCCGGACGGAAGGAGCUACUCUCACGGUGCUGUUCACCCCGGGCCACUCCGACGACCACAUGGCUCUGCUGCUGCAGGAGGAGGGGGCCGUGUUCUCGGGGGACUGCAUCCUUGGGGAGGGCACUGCGGUGUUCGAGGACCUCCACGACUACAUGGGGUCCCUGGAGCGCCUGAUGGGGCUCCGGCCCACCCUCAUCUACCCAGGCCACGGCCCUGUGGUGACAGAGGCGGGCCCUAAGAUCCAGCACUACAUCAGCCACAGGAAGCAGCGCGAGCAGAGCAUCCUGUCCGCCCUCCAGGCUGCCGCCGGGACCAGCUUCACCUCCACGCAGCUGGUCCACAUCAUCUACAAGGACACUCCCCAGCACCUCCACGGUGCGGCUGAGGUGAACCUUGUCCACCACCUGAAGAAGCUGGAGAGAGAGGCCAAGAUACACCUGGUGGAAGACUCCUCCCCGACGGUCCGAUGGAAGAGCAACCUGUAACCAGAGAAUGCCCACAUAUGGACAUCCAGUAUAGAGGAAGGCCUAUUUAUGGGAAUCCUGUACACAGGCACCCUAUAAGGACAUCCUGUGUACAUUUGAUUCUUUGUCCAAGCAGCGUCUGAUCCUGGUCAGUGGAUCGGUGACACUGGGAAUGGACAUCUGUACCGUAGCCAAUGGGGUCACUGUGCUUCUUCCUUAAACCACACCCCCCUGCUCUCAUUUGCUCUGAGUAAUGUCAAUCCCAUCAUUUGUAGUGUAAACAAGCUUAGGACAGCAGAGAGUACAACUGUUUCCUUCAAACUAGAAGAAACCUUUUCCUUUAUGAUGCGUAAACGCUCUGUGUGUCUUUUAGCGGCUACUGUUUGUUUAGAAGUCAUUGACGGAGGUGUGGUGUAGCUCGACCUGUUGUCCGCCAGGUGGCGCUGUCUGUCAGGAGGAUGGCCUGAAAUAUGCACGCAUGCUGUACUGUA
Gadus macrocephalus (Pacific cod) is the source of this 1259-nucleotide messenger RNA. RefSeq names its product lactamase, beta 2 (gene lactb2). Gene Ontology annotation, cellular component: mitochondrial matrix. NCBI's taxonomy places the organism in Eukaryota, Metazoa, Chordata, Actinopteri, Gadiformes, Gadidae. Gene Ontology annotation, molecular function: single-stranded RNA binding; RNA endonuclease activity. The transcript has 6 exons. The annotation marks the transcript as partial. The record is from RefSeq and is a predicted model, not a curated record.